UGUAUAAAUUCCCACUUGUUUCGGAGUUGGGUUAUAGUAGAUAUUCCUUGUUUUGAUUGUGAGCGGUCUCAGACGUUGAGAAAAAUGAAGGUCCUGUGCAUUCUCCUUGUCGUAGUCGGAGCUGCCGUGAGCAGAGAGGUGGGCAAGGUGGCCCGACGGGAGGAGGGGUAUGAAUGUCCCCCACGGGAAGAAUCGUUUAGCUACAUGAGCUUCUGUGCCUGGGAUCCGUGCAACAUGUUUGCUGACCAGCCUUGUGCUGACAUCCCUGAGGCCGUCUGCAAAUUCGAUGCCUGUGAAAACCAUGACUGUAUACCCAUGUUUUUCGUUGACAAGAAGUGGGUGGAAUGCGAGGAUCUCGUGUAUUACGACGAGUAGAUUUGAAAUAUCCCCCGAAUUGUCACAAUAUUGACAAAAGUUGAUAUUGUCUUUUGUACAGAUGCUUUCCUUUACAGACGUGUAAUUAGUGUAUUUCUAAUAAAUUGUAUAGAUUGUA
Messenger RNA from Haliotis rubra (blacklip abalone), 493 nucleotides. RefSeq lists its product as uncharacterized. The transcript has 3 exons. NCBI's taxonomy places the organism in Eukaryota, Metazoa, Mollusca, Gastropoda, Lepetellida, Haliotidae. Bases 85 to 375 code for a protein of 96 amino acids. The record is from RefSeq and is a predicted model, not a curated record.